GUGAUGCGAUUUAAAGAUGGCGGCAUCGAAUAACAGGCGGAGAGAAAGCACUUUAUCAAAAUUAUCAUGCACGCGGUGUUGCGGCGAUCUGUUCGGGUAUUUGCUACGGCUCCGUGUCAGCCCGGAAGAGCUCGAGCAGCGGUAUAAAUCGCGCGAAAUCGACAAAUUUCUCGAGAAAGAUAAACAUGCGUUCCGGCGACAGGUCAAGUUGCUGUUGCUGGGCGCAGGCGAAUCCGGUAAAUCGACGUUUCUCAAGCAGAUGCGAAUCAUCCACGGGAUCAACUUUGAGCCCGAACUAAUUAGAGAAUACCAACAUGUGAUCUACCAAAACAUAGUCAAAGGCAUGCAAGUGUUGUGUGACGCUAGAGAUAAGCUAGAUAUACCCUGGGAGCACCCGACAUCGCAGCUAGCCGCGAACGAAGCGAUCAUGUUUCACAGCGGCUGCCUGCUGGACGCAGAACAGUUCCACCAGUACGUUCCGCUCAUUAACAUCCUGUGGACGGAUGGCGCCAUCCGGAAGGCGUACGAUCGACGAAGGGAGUUCCAAAUUAGUGAUUCUGUUAGUUAUUUCCUAGAUGAAUUAGACCGAAUAUCGAGGUUAGAUUACAAACCCACCCAUCGUGAUAUUUUGCACUGUCGCAAAGCAACUAAAGGUGUAUUUGAGUUUACGAUAAGGAUACAGAACAUUCCAUUUGUGUUCGUUGACGUCGGAGGCCAGAGAACACAGCGCCAAAAAUGGACCAAAUGUUUCGACUGCUCCGUCACGUCGAUUCUGUUUCUCGUAUCGACCUCCGAGUUCGAUCAGGUGUUAGCUGAGGAUAGGAAAACGAAUCGUUUGGAAGAGUCACGCAACAUCUUCGAUACGAUCGUGAACAAUACCACGUUCCAGGGUAUUUCGAUCAUACUGUUCCUCAACAAGACGGACCUCCUGCAGCAGAAGGUGAAAAACCCGGAGACGGACAUCCGCUGGUACUAUCCACAGUUCACCGGCAACCCCCACUCGAUCCUCGACGUACAGAACUUCAUCCUGCAGAUGUUUAUGAACGUGCGGAAAAACACCAAAACGCCCAUCUACCAUCACUUCACCAAUGCGGUCGAUACGCAAAACAUCCAGGUCGUGUUUAGUUCGGUGAAGGACACCAUACUGCACCGCAACCUGUCCGCGCUGAUGCUGCAGUAG
This is a messenger RNA of Anopheles marshallii, 1180 nucleotides long. It is a transcript of the gene cta, whose product is annotated as guanine nucleotide-binding protein subunit alpha homolog. Gene Ontology annotation, cellular component: brush border membrane; heterotrimeric G-protein complex. The record is from RefSeq and is a predicted model, not a curated record. Gene Ontology annotation, biological process: Rho protein signal transduction; adenylate cyclase-modulating G protein-coupled receptor signaling pathway. NCBI's taxonomy places the organism in Eukaryota, Metazoa, Arthropoda, Insecta, Diptera, Culicidae. The coding region runs from base 17 to 1180 and encodes 387 amino acids. Gene Ontology annotation, molecular function: guanyl nucleotide binding; G-protein beta/gamma-subunit complex binding; GTPase activity. The transcript has 6 exons.